Messenger RNA from Abrus precatorius (Indian licorice), 1969 nucleotides. Its product is annotated as feruloyl CoA ortho-hydroxylase 1-like. The record is from RefSeq and is a predicted model, not a curated record. The coding region runs from base 4 to 1116 and encodes 370 amino acids. Lineage: Eukaryota; Viridiplantae; Streptophyta; Magnoliopsida; Fabales; Fabaceae. The transcript is spliced from 5 exons.
UAUAUGCAAUCCCAACACAUCAUCUAUGGAAAAGCCAUGUCCACUCCCACCAAUCUCAUUGAUUUCUUGGUGAACCAAAGCAACGGUGUAAAGGGUCUUGCUGAGUUGAACCUUCCAAAUGUUCCUCCCCAAUACAUCCAACCUCUUGAGGCAAGAUUACACAGCACCAAAAUUGUCCCUCAUGAAUCAAUACCCAUCAUUGAUUUCACAAACUGGGAUGACCCAGAUGUCCAAGACUCAAUUUUUGAUGCUGCAUCCAAGUGGGGUUUCUUCCAAAUCGUGAAUCAUGGGAUACCCAUUAAGGUCUUUGAUGAUCUAAAAGCUGCUGUGCACAGGUUCUUUGAAUUGCCAGCUGAGGAGAAGAAGAAUCUCAAAGAGAACUCGCCCCCUGAUGUUGUUAGGUUGGCCACUAGUUUUAGCCCUCAUGCUGAGUCCGUGUUGGAGUGGAAGGAUUAUCUGCAACUUGUGUACGCUUCUGAGGAGAAAAUUCAUGCGCAUUGGCCUGCUAUAUUGAAGGAUCAAGCACUGCAAUAUAUGAAAUUUUCUGAAACCUUAGUCAGGAAAUUGUUGAAGGUGCUUCUGAAGAAACUGAAUGUAAAAGAGUUAGACAAAACAAGAGAACACACUUUAAUGGGUGCAAUGAUAUUGGGUCUUAAUUACUACCCUACUUGCCCUGAGCCUGAAGUUGUAGCAGGGGUAGGUCCUCAUUCUGAUAUAUCAUCAGUUACUGUCCUUCUGCAAGAUGAUAUUGGUGGGCUUUAUGUAAGAGACGGUGAUGGUGAUAAUUGGACCUAUGUUCCUCCUGUUGAGGAAGCGCUGGUAAUCAACAUUGGAGAUGUGUUACAGAUAAUGAGCAAUGGAAGAUACAAAAGCAUAGAGCAUCGAGUGGUUGCUAAUAGAAGCAAGACCAGGAUUUCCAUUCCUAUCUUUGUCAACCCAGCACCUGAUGCUAUUAUUGGUCCUUUGCCAGAAGUGUUGGAGAAUGGAGAUAAACCAAAAUAUAGCCAACGUUACAUGCAAGAAGAUGGCAAGAGAAGAAGGGGAUUGAAGAAUGGUGAGAGUGGCCUAAGAGUCAAGGGAGAUGUUGUGAUAAACUAUAUUAAGAGAGUGGCCUAAGAAUGGGGUAUACAAAAGCUGCUGCUUUGAUAAACCAAACUCAACGAGACAUCCAGUAGACUUGCGAACCAGACAAGAUUCCAUCAUCUUAAUGUCUCCAGACGUUGGGUUACAAGCUAGCGUCACAUAGCUCAGCAAGGGCCCAAACAAAGACCAAUGUUAUUGUAUGUUAUCGUGAAGACAAAAACACAAUCCAGGUGAGACAAAACAUUUGAUAGUAUAUAGUGUUGUGCGAAAAUGGUGAAGCUGAGUGAAAACCAAAAAGAAUUUUGGUCCGAGGACAUUGGACCACCGUAGUAUUGUUAAGCCCCCGCUUGAGUUAUGAGCUCGCGCUACUUAGCUCGGCAGCAUUCUUGGUUCAUCAAAGGAAAGUUAAGAGAAAGGUACACAAUUCCUAUGAGAGGUCAGAAAUCAAUUUCGAUGAUAAGAAGCUGAAAUUGGGCCCGGAAGAAGUCGUAACGCUGCAGUCCCAGAUCCUGAGUAAGGUGCAGUAUUUGGGCCAUAUCUCAGUCCACAGAUGUCCGAUUAAGCCCAUUCUAGUGGUGUUUUGAAGCUAACAUCCAAGGCUACAAUUGUCCUUCAGGCCACGAACCAAAAAGAGGCUGUUUUCAUAGCCAAAAAAAUGGAAAAAAGUGACGAACGGAAUUUUUGAAUUUUAAAUUUUGAAUUUUAAGUUGUUUUUGGCUCCUCUCCUCUCCGCUUCUCUUCUCUCUCUCUUUUUUUCUCUUCCGUUUUUACUUUUAGUUUUCCUCCAUUAAUGGAGGCUUAGACUUUCAUCUAGUCUAAGGAUUGAAAAAGGAUUGAGACACUCUUGAGGAUCGGUUUCGCAAUUUAUUCAACAACAAAUUUGGUU